Erinaceus europaeus (western European hedgehog) is the source of this 3889-nucleotide messenger RNA. RefSeq names its product E74 like ETS transcription factor 1 (gene ELF1). Bases 800 to 2674 code for a protein of 624 amino acids. The transcript is spliced from 11 exons. NCBI's taxonomy places the organism in Eukaryota, Metazoa, Chordata, Mammalia, Eulipotyphla, Erinaceidae. Gene Ontology annotation, biological process: regulation of transcription by RNA polymerase II; cell differentiation. The record is from RefSeq and is a predicted model, not a curated record. Gene Ontology annotation, molecular function: sequence-specific DNA binding; DNA-binding transcription factor activity, RNA polymerase II-specific. Gene Ontology annotation, cellular component: nucleus.
CCUGGAGGCUGGGGGCGCCACUGGCGGAAUUUAAAAACAAACAUAUUAAGGGAAGGAAGAACAAAAAAAGGUGAAGCAGCUGAUUUCGGGUCUUCGAGUUCUUUCGCUUUAGAACUUUCCCGAGGCUGCCCCGCCCCGCUCUGCUCCGCCCCGCUUCGUCCCGCUCCGCCCCGCCUCGCCCCGCUCCGCCUCCCCUCGCCUCCGCGGCGACGGCACUCGGGGCGGGCAGGUUCCUUGCUCGGGAGCGCGUGAGCGGCUGCGGCGUCGGCGGCGGCGGGAGCUGCGAGCUGCGAGCUGCGACACCGGGGAGCAGGCGGCGCUUGCACUUGUCAGGUCCUGAUGGAGCUUGAGUUUAGAACCCUCUUAUCCUCUUCUUCCUAUCACUUCUCCCCCACUGGGAGUAUGGAUCAGAAUUGGUUUUGGGUGUAGAAGCUCUCUCUCAUCAAAGUAAACUAAAAAUAUGUUUAAAGAGAGAGACUGGAAGAGACAGUGUGGAAAGAUACUCAACAUUGUUUACCCACUGUGAUAUUCCCUGGGUGUUACCUGUGGUGUUCCCAUGUUGUACUGAUUCCAACCCAGAGCCUCAAGCAUGGCCAAGAAGUUCAAAAGAAGAAAAAUUGCCUCGGUUUGUUUAGAACAUCAGUGAGCUAAAGCAUUUUGAAGUACCUUCCGUAAAGGAAACCUGGAUACAGUAACCUCACAGACAUAGCUGAUGAUUUUUGGUCACUGCAACUCUGUUGCUCAAUACUUGAACCUGUUUGGAAUUUUUCUCAUGUGGCUCUAAGAGGAAUGCUUUAUUAUGGCUACUGUUGUCCAACAGAACGAUUUGGUAUUUGAAUUUGCUAGUAACGUCAUGGAGGAUGAACAGCAGCUUGUUGACCCAGCUAUUUUUCCUGCUGUAAUUGUGGAGCAUGUUCCUGGUGCUGAUAUUCUUAACAGUUAUGCAGGGUUAGCGUGUGUGGAAGAGCCCAAUGACAUGAUUACUGAGAGUUCCCUGGAUGUUGCUGAAGAAGAAAUUAUAGAUGAUGAUGAUGAUGAUGAUGAUGACAUCACCCUUACAGUUGAAGCAUCUUGUCAGGAUGAGGAUGAAACAAUUGAAACUAUUGAGGCUGCUGAGGCACUCCUCAAUAUGGAUUCCCCUGGCCCCAUGCUGGAUGAAAAGCGAAUAAAUAAUAAUAUUUUUAGUUCAUCUGAAGAUGACAUUGUUGUAGCCCCAGUCACCCAUGUAUCUGUCACACUAGAUGGAAUUCCUGAAGUGAUGGAAACUCAGCAGAUUCAAGAGACAUACACACACUCACCAGAAGCCUCAUCACCAGAACCACCUAAGAGAAAGAAAGGGAGAAAAAUUAAACCACCUCGACCAGAUUCCCCAGCCAAUACUCCAAACAUAUCUGUGAAGAAGAAAAACAAAGAUGGGAAGGGAAACACAAUUUAUCUGUGGGAAUUUUUACUGGCACUGCUUCAAGACAAAGCUACUUGUCCUAAAUAUAUUAAGUGGACCCAGCGAGAAAAAGGCAUUUUUAAAUUGGUAGAUUCUAAAGCAGUAUCCAGGUUGUGGGGGAAGCAUAAGAACAAGCCUGAUAUGAAUUAUGAGACCAUGGGAAGAGCUCUCAGGUACUAUUACCAGAGGGGCAUUCUGGCAAAAGUGGAAGGUCAGCGCUUGGUGUAUCAGUUUAAGGAAAUGCCAAAAGACCUUAUUUAUAUAGAUGAGGAGGAUCCAAGUUCCAGCAUAGAGUCUUCAGAUUCCUCACUGUCUUCUUCAGCUGCUUUAAGUAGAAACCAAGCCAGUCGGUCAAGAGUAUCUUCAAGUCCAGUGAUGAAGGGAGUCACUACAGUUUUAAAACCAGGGAAUUCUAAAGCUACGAAACCCAAAGAUCCUGUGGAAGUUUCACAGCCAUCAGAAGCUCUGAGGACAGUGCAGCCCCAACAGUCUCCAUAUCCUACCCAGCUCUUCCGGACUAUUCAUGUCGUGCAACCAGUACAAGCUGUUGCAGAAGGAGAAGCAACCAUAACCAAUAACAUGCAGGAUGAAACAGUAAAUUCUUCUGUUCAGAGUAUUAGUCUCAAUAGAACUAUACAGUCUCCAGCCCAAGUUCCAGUAGUUGUGUCUCCUGGGAAUCAGCAAUUGCAUACAGUAACACUCCAGACAGUGCCAAUCACAACAGUGAUAGCCAGCACUGAUCCAUCAUCAGGUGCUGGGUCUCAGAAAUUUAUUUUACAAGCCAUACCAUCAUCUCAGCCCAUGACAGUACUGAAAGAAAAUGUCAUGUUACAGUCACAGAAGCCAGGCUCUCCUCCUUCGAUCGUCUUUAGCCCUGCUCACGUACAGCAGGUCCUCACUAGCAACGUUCAGUCCGUUUGCAAUGGAACCGUCACUGUGGCUUCAUCUCCAUCCUUCAGUGCAACUACACCAGUGGUCACUUUUUCUCCUCGAAGUUCACAACUGCUUGCUCACCCACCUGGCACUGUAAUCACGUCAGUUAUCAAAGCUCAGGAAACAAAGACUCUUACACAAGAAGUAGAAAAAAAGGAGAUUGAAGAGAAUUUGAAAGAUGAUCUUGAAACAACUGAGCAACAGCCACAGCCUUAUGUGAUGGUUGUAUCGAAUCCCAAUGGCUUUACCUCUCAGGUGGCUAUGAAACAAAAUGAACUGCUGGAACCCAGUUCUUUUUAAUUAACAUAACAAAGGAAUGAUGGAUGAUUGCUUUUUUUUUUUAAUUGAACAGUUUCAGUUGUAUACAAACUAUCUAAUUGAGUCAAAGAAAGCUUCAACAGAAAUUCCUAAUUUUGUGGAUAUUUAAAAUAAUUUAGAAUUUUUGUUAGAUGAGAAAGGAAAACACAAGAAAGUUAUUUGUUUUCCAGUGUUUUGGAAUUCAUUUGUGAAGGAACAGGUAUUUUAUACUAUGAAGACAUUCUUUUGAGACUUUUUUUUUCAGUUGCUAUCUCAAGCAUUUUUAAAGUUUUUUUAAGUUUUACAUUGUAUUAACUUUUCUGAAUCUUUUGUAAAUAUAGUACUUAUAAGAAAACAGGAAGUUUAUAUAGGAACUAUGUUCAUUCCAUUUGUGUAAGUUUUGAACACUGAGUACAAGAUACUUAUUUUAUGCUUUGUCAAAACUAUGUUUUCACUUAGAUUGACUUUAGUUGGACGCACUGAAGAGUGACCUAUGAAUAUGUAAAAUAUAAUAUUAAAGGCUGAAAUCUGCCUGAGAUGGCUGAAUUUGUUUUAGGAAUCAGGAUUAUAUGAAAACAUCAGUUAAAAGAGUAGUUCUCCUGUUAACUAGUUUUAAAAUGUUGGGUAAGCCACUUGGACUUUUUUUUGGCUUCAAUUCUCUCAUAAAAGGAAUAGAUACAUUGGAUUACAUUAGAUUUCAAAUUUCCUUUCUAGUUCUUAAUAUUAUGAACUCCUAUAUUUUAGUUAUUAUACCAUUUAAAAACAUUAGAACUGGGUGGGGGUAUAAGAGACUUUCAUUCCUGAGGCUCUCAAGUCCCAGGUUCAAUCCCCCACACCGACAUAAGCCAAAGCUGAGCAGUACUCUGGUAAAAAAAAAAAAAAAAAAAAAAUACAGCUUAUUUCCUAAAAGAUACUGCAAAAAAAAAAAAAAAAAAGUGGCCACACAAAAUUCAUUCUUCUAUUACCUGUAAAAUAUCUAUGUUCAUUAGCCUUUUAUACCACUAUGUACUGUGGUUCAUAAAUUUAUGUUGCUGAGGGUUAAAGGAUAUACUGCUAUUCUGAAAGAGUCAAGGUUCUUUCAUAAGGGCCCAGAAAAGCAACCAUGCUUUGGGCUAGUUUGGCUGAGUAGGGAGUUGCUAUAAAGAACAUAAUUGCUUUAUAUUUUGGAUCUUUUUUUUUUUUAAUUGGGGGCAAAGGGGAGAAAUUGCAUACAAAGAA